CCAAUAAUUUCUCAGUCUCCCCAAGUCUUCCUUCAGACCAAACUUUAUCCACAGCCCCUUCUAAUCGCGUGUCAAAAACCCAUCCUUCCUCAACUCUUCAUCUUCAAACUCAAAAGGUUUUCCCCCUCUUCAUCUCCAUUAGCACAUCAAUCAAUCUCGUUUCAGCUCCAGCUUCAUCUUCAAAUUCUCAAAACAAUCAUCAACAGCACUGAAUUAGAGAGAGAAGGGAACAGUUAGAGAGAAAAAGAAAAAAGCUGAUGCUCAUCCAAAUAUUUUUCAAAUGACCUUAACAUUUUCUCCUUCUAUCUCUAACCCAGCCAUAACUUCAACAUUCCUCAGACCCUCUAAUGGGGAAACCCCAUAUUUCUCUUUCUUUCAAUUAAAAAGACCAUCUUUUCUUCGUAUCACUCAAAGAAGACUAAUUUCGAAUUCAAUCAAACCACCCAGAGCAAAACCCAAAGAAUUAAUCUUGGGAAAUCCAUCAGUUACAGUAGAGAAAGGUAAGUACAGUUAUGAUGUAGAAACACUAAUCAAUAAACUUAGUAGUUUACCACCAAGAGGUAGUAUUGCUCGUUGUUUAGAUGUUUUCAAGAACAAACUUUCUUUGAAUGAUUUUGUAUUGGUUUUUAAAGAAUUUGCUCAGAGAGGAGAUUGGCAAAGAUCACUUAGGUUAUUCAAAUAUAUGCAGAGACAAAUUUGGUGCAAGCCUAAUGAACAUAUUUAUACAAUUAUGAUUGGUCUACUUGGUAGAGAAGGAUUAUUGGAUAAAUGCGCAGAGGUAUUUGAUGAAAUGCCAGCUCAUGGAGUUUCGAGGAGUGUGUUUUCAUUUACUGCUUUGAUUAACGCUUACGGUCGGAACGGUCAGUAUAAGGUUUCACUUGAGCUUCUUGAUAGAAUGAAAUCAGAAAGGAUUUCGCCUAGUAUUUUAACUUAUAAUACUAUAAUCCAUGCUUGUGUUAGAGGUGGAUUGGAUUGGGAGGGUUUAUUAGGAUUAUUUGCACAAAUGAGGCAUGAUGGAAUUCAACCGGAUCUUGUAACUUAUAAUACUUUACUUGGUGCUUGUGCUAGUAGAGCAUUGGGUGAUGAGGCAGAAAUGGUUUUUAGGGGUAUGAAUGAAGCUGGAAUUGUUCCAGAUAUUACUACACAUGCUUAUCUUGUCGAAACAUUUGGGAAAUUAGAGAAACUUGAGAAGGUUUCUGAGCUUUUAAAGGAGAUGGAGUCAGAAGGGAAUUUGCCUGAGAUUACCUCCUAUAAUGUGUUAUUGGAGGCUUAUGCUGAUGCUGGGUCUAUAAAUGAAGCCAUGGGUGUAUUUCGACAGAUGCAGUCGGCAGGGUGUACGCCGAAUGCUGUGACUUACAGUAUUUUAUUAAAUUUGUAUGGGAGAAACGGGCGGUAUGAUGACGUACGUGACCUUUUUCUGGAGAUGAAAGUGAGUAAUACAGAACCAGAUGCCACAACUUAUAACAUUCUUAUACAGGUUUUUGGUAAAGGGGGUUAUUUUAAGGAGGUGGUUACUUUGUUUCAUGAUAUGGUGGAAGAAAAUGUUGAACCAGAUAUGGAAACUUAUGAGGGUUUGAUAUUUGCUUGUGGGAAAGGUGGGCUUCAUGAAGAUACUAAACGAAUUCUCUUGCACAUGACUGAGAAAGGAGUUGUGCCAAGCUCUAAAGCUUAUACAGGAGUUAUUGAAGCUUAUGGACAGGCUGCAUUGUAUGAGGAGGCUCUCGUAGCAUUCAAUACGAUGCAUGAAGUUGGGAGCAGCGCAACUGUUGAAACAUACAAUUCGCUGAUACAUACAUUUGGUAGGGGUGGGCUAUACAGGGAAUGUGAAGCGUUACUCUAUAGGAUGGGUGAGACUGGUGUCGGUAAGAAUACUUACACAUAUAAUGGAUUGAUUGAGGCUUUUAGACAAGGAGGUCAGUUUGAGGAUGCGCUGAAGGCUUAUGUAGAGAUGGAAAAGGCAAGAUGUGUUCCAAAUGAAUGGACCCUUGAGGCAGUUUUAAGUGUUUAUUGCUCUGCUGGUCUUGUUGAUGAGAGCAAGGAGCAAUUUCAGGAAAUUGUAUCUUCAGGGAUUGUGCCAAGCGUCAUGUGCUACUGUAUGUUGCUGUCUGUGUACGCAAAAGGUGACAGGUGGGAUGACGUCCAUGAGUUGCUGGAAGAGAUGAUUACUAAUCGUGUUUCCAAUGCUCAUCAAGUAAUAGGGCGGAUGAUAAAAGGGGAGUACGAUGAUGACUCUAACUGGCAGAUGGUAGAGUAUGUGUUCGAUAAAUUUACAUCCGAAGGUUGUGGUUUGGGGUUAAGAUUUUACAAUUCGCUUUUAGAAGCAUUGUGGUGGUUGGGCCAAAAAAAACGAGCUUCUAGAGUUCUCCAUGAAGCUACAACACGAGGUCUGUUCCCGGAGUUGUACCGUAAGAGCAAUCUCGUGUGGUCAGCCGAUGUCCAUAGGAUGUCAGUAGGUGGUGCUCUUACUGCCACUUCAAUCUGGCUCAUUGAUGUGCUUGACAUGUUAAAAAAUAAGGAGGAUCUCCCUCAUCUGGCAUCUGUUGUAGUAGUGCGAGGAGAGAUGGAGAAGAGCUCUAUAACAAAGGAAUUCUCCAUUGCAAAAGCAGUAUAUUCGUUUCUGAAUGAUAGUGUCUCAACAUUGUUCUGUUUUCCUGGGUGGAACAAAGGCCGUGUGAUAUGCCACAGGGCUCAGCUAAAACGUAUUCUGUCAGGGUUUGCACAGUCAUCCACAGAUGAGUCCACCACCACAACAGAGAACUUCAUUACUUUAAAUGACUCCACAUUUCCAGAUCCAGGAUCACCCGCAAAUAAUUUCAGCGACGGCCAAAAUGUUGAGCCAGAUAUCGAUAGAGGAAUUAGAAAGUCAAAGGUUAUGACAGCCACAGUGUAGAAGAAGAUGAAGCUAAAUCACGAAUCAACAAGAACAGUUUAGUUUGUCUCCUUCGCAGACGGGUCCUCUCUUCUCCAUUGUGGUAAAUUUUGUGGAAGUAAAGACAGUGUAGCUAGCUUAGCGUUAAGUUUCGAUACAGGUUCAUGUAAUUGCCACACUGAUAUAGCAGUUGGGCAUCUCAACAAGGUGUUCUUCGUUCCGUAGUUGAUGAGCCAUUACUAGAUUAGACAGAAAUGGGAAGAUUAGUUUAAGAAACUAGAAACAAGGGAAGAAAGAACCAGUAGACUUUAAUUAGGUUUUUAUGUUCUCAGCAGGAAGCAAUUUUGUUGUCAAGAUGUAUCAUGUUUGUAAUCUUGUACAGUUGAUAGUUCACCAUGUUUCCUGAAUGUUGUAUUGAGUUAAUUUUUAGUCACAUGAUUUGCAUCCAAAAA
Messenger RNA from Papaver somniferum (opium poppy), 3321 nucleotides. RefSeq names its product pentatricopeptide repeat-containing protein At1g74850, chloroplastic-like. Lineage: Eukaryota; Viridiplantae; Streptophyta; Magnoliopsida; Ranunculales; Papaveraceae. The transcript is spliced from 4 exons. Gene Ontology annotation, molecular function: protein binding. The record is from RefSeq and is a predicted model, not a curated record. The coding region runs from base 281 to 2890 and encodes 869 amino acids.